This is a messenger RNA of Astrephomene gubernaculifera, 4218 nucleotides long. Lineage: Eukaryota; Viridiplantae; Chlorophyta; Chlorophyceae; Chlamydomonadales; Astrephomenaceae. The record is from the annotation of a GenBank genome assembly.
GGGUGAGGGAGGCUGAGGUGCCAGCUGAUACGGUGUUGUUGUGUUAUUCAUCCUAUUCAUGGUGUGGUCUAGCGAAAGAGAGGUGCGUGCGGGGCGCAUGCUUGCUGCCAGCCGGCGGGGCGUCUGCUACGAUGCCACAAGCUGAUGACUCGGGUGCCUACCGGUACCGGUAUUCUGGGGACGUGUCGUGCCUCACAUGAAGGGGCGGUUGAGUCGGUGGGUGGGCGCUGUGGGCCGCCCGCUCGCCACCACCGACCCCCGACAUGCCAUACCAGGCAGGAUGAGGCUGGCUCAUCCUGCAUACCGGUAUUGCCAGCAGCCGCUGCCUGCCUGCCUGCCUGCUGUGGCAGACGGGGCGAGCCGUGACGCGAGAUGGCGAAGGAGGGCGAAGGAGGCCUUGCCAGGGCACCAGGGGGUUGCAGGGUGCGAGGGGUUGUCCGGAACCUCCGCUGAAAACGCGGGGAGAGAGGAGCGCCAUACUCGGUUGCUGGGGCCGCACAACCGCCUGGCAGGCUCCGGAGCUGCAGCAGCGGUUAGGAGGAAACUGUAGUAUUGAUGGUAGGCGGCAGUACUGGCGUUGGUAGGGCUUUCGAGUUGCGAUCCUGGUCGUUGUUGUUGAAUUCUGGCCCUGGCAGCCGCGUUGGCCGGCUGUUCCCAUGGCCGGCUGUUCCCAUGCUGCGCGUGUGGCUCCCUUCGUUAUGUACCUUUGUUAGGAAGGGCGUUACCCCUGCUGCUGCGGCGGCGGCACCAGUAGUGGUGCAGAUGCAGGACUGAAAUGCGUGAUGUAGCCGGCUUCUUCAUCCACUUGAACACCCUUCUCGAGUGUGUACACACAACACUGACAACACGUGAACAUCUGAACAAGUGUGUGAUUGAGACCGUUUUGACAACUCGUGAUACAUAUAUAUCGCGCGCACACAACACCCGCAAGAGAAUAAUGUCGUUCUAUUUCGUCUCCACGUGGUGUAUCGUACAAGUCUUUGUUGCUGCCGUACACCGGGUGGAGAAGUUUGGAGAAGUUGCACGGAAAUGUCUUUUGCACAUGAUAGGGCGGAUGGAGUGCGCUAGGAAUGCUCUUGACACCUCUGUUGCCUGCGAUGUUGUUGCCUGGUGAUGAGUCCGAUGACACGUCGCGUGGCUGCCCACCCACCGCCUCCCCUCCUUCUCGUUGCUCCCGGCACCAUGCGAGGUGCGGGGCGGGGAAGGUACCCAUCCGCAGUUGCACCCUUGGACCCCCUUGCGGCCCGUGCUGCUGGAGGGAUGGUUCUUGGAUGGCAGCGGGGUGGUCCGCAGCGGCGGCGUGUUACUCGGCUCGCAGCGUCGCUUGGCGGUCGGUGCUGCAGAGGCUGUUGUUAGGGGCCCUACUGGCGAAGACCGGGAAUGAGGGUGUAGGGUGGCAGCAGGGAGGGGACAGGGGAGGCGUGGCACGGGUCUUGGGGGCUCUGCUGUGGCGCAUGUUGGCACGUAGCCCGUCCGGUGUUUGGGGGCGUGUUCGCGGGCACGCGAGUGUGUAGUUGAGUAGAAACAAGAGCAAGCAGUGUGAUAAACGCCUGGGUUGGGCGCGGCUGGGCGUACGGCACAUUCCAACGCAUGUGCGCUUUUUUGCGCUUCUUGGGGGGUUUCGUAUGAGGUAUGAAAGGUAUGCUACGAGAUGAGAACGAGCUGACAUGAAGGUGUUAGGUUGUCUUGGUAGAUCCGGUGUACGGCAACGACAUGAUCGCUUUCGGCGUGGAAAGAGAUGACUGCUUCUGGUGUCGGCGUGAAAGAGAUGAGGCAUACUGAGGCAAUCAUUGGAGCUACAGCAGCUACUAGGUGACUGGGUUCAGAACCCCAACUUGGGUUGAGUCCCAUGGGACGUACAGACACAUAUUGCAAUGCCUCGAAGGCUUCAAAACUUUCGCAACUUGUAUUGUAAAAAAUAUGUUACUAACGUUGGCCAGAGCUGUAGCUGCGCCAAACAUGAAGUAAAGCACUUAUAGCGUUUCUGGCUUACGCACGACUGUUGUCCUAGCACCCGGUCCGCUGGUGUGCUAUUUGCAUCUACGCAUAUGCAUGCGACAAUAAAUUGAUUAACAACUGCAAAGAUGAUGGCCCUUGUGCGGGCUGGUUCCGCGUGGCCCAUCGCGGCAAGCCGAUGUGCGUCUCGGCUUUUACACGUCCCGGUAGAGCGAGACCCCUCGUUUGCGCAGCUUCUGGAUAAAGAUGUUAGUUUCUUUGAAGGAGUACUCGGUCGCUCCGGCGUCAUCACUGACCCGGAUGCGCUCGAGCCAUUCAAUCGGGAUUGGCAAAAGAAAUACUUCGGUCACAGCAAAGUUGCUCUUCGGCCCAAGACUACCGAGCAGGUUGCCGAGCUGCUGUCGUACUGCUCGUCCCGGCGGUUGGCGGUUGUACCGCAGGGCGGCAACACGGGACUGGUGGGCGGCAGUGUACCGCUGUACGACGAGGUUGUAAUCAGUACGGCAGCCAUGAACCAAAUCAUCGAGUUUGACGAUGUAUCCGGCACGCUGGUGGCCCAGGCGGGGUGUGUGCUGCAGGCGCUGGACGAGGCGGUGGGGCAGCGGGGCUACAUGAUGCCACUGGACCUGGGCGCCAAGGGCAGCUGCCACAUCGGCGGUAACGUGUCCACCAACGCGGGCGGGCUGCGGCUGCUGCGCUACGGCUCCCUGCACGGCAGCGUGCUGGGGCUGCAGGUGGUGCUGCCGGAGCCGCUGAUGGCGGGGAACACGGCAGGCGGAUCUUCUCCCGACGCCGGGGGCCGCAUCCUGGACCUGCUGCGCACCCUGCGCAAGGACAACACCGGCUACGACCUCAAGCAGCUCUUCAUUGGCGCGGAGGGCACGCUGGGCCUCAUCACCGCAGUCGCCAUCCAGUGCGCCCCGCGGCCUCCCUCCGUGCAGGUCGCGUUGCUGGCGUGUCCCUCAUUCCAGGCGGUAACCGACACGCUGCGGGCUGCCCGGCAGCGGUUGGGUGAGGUGCUGUCGGCGGUUGAGUUCCUGGACGCCUCGUGUUCCGUGCUGGCGUGCGAGCAGCUGGAGGGCGUGAGGAACCCGCUGGUGGCGGCGGAGGGGGAGCAGGGAGCAGCGGCGGUGACCCAUGGGUCGGAGGCGUUGUCGCCGUUCUACAUGUUGGUUGAGACGCAUGGCAGCAAUCAGGAGCAUGACUUGCAGAAGAUGGAGCAGUUCCUGGAGGCAGUGAUGGCAGAGGGCUGUGUGAGUGACGGCACGUUGGCAGCCAGUGAGGCGCAGGCGCGAGCCAUCUGGCGGCUGAGGGAGGGGGUGCCGGAGGCGCUGGCCAGGAAGGGUGCCGUAUACAAGUACGACGUGAGCCUGCCCACCGGGGUGAUGUACGACAUGGUAACGGCGCUGCGGGGGCGGCUGGAGGCUGCCGGGUUUGGUUCCGGAGCGGGUGUGCAGGUGGUGGGGUACGGCCACAUCGGGGACGGCAACCUGCACCUCAACGUGUCAGCGCCCAGGUACGACACCGCCCUGCUGGAUCUCAUCGAGCCGUACGUGUACGAAUUCGUCGCACGGCACCGCGGCAGCAUCUCCGCGGAACACGGCAUCGGGCUCAUGAAGGCCGCAGCGCUGCCGUACAGCAAGAGCGCGCUGGCUAUCGAGCUGAUGCGGCGGAUCAAGGGCGUGGUGGACCCACAUGGCAUCAUGAACCCGUACAAGGUGCUGCCGCGCGGCUAGAGGGUGUAAGUACCGGUAGCGUUAGUUAGUUAGGUAGCUAGGGUUGUGUUGUGGGUACUUGUGCCGAUACACAUGGAGAGAGGUGCUGUUUCCUCGAUGUGAUGUGUGGGCAGUGGGCAAGCGAUACCGGCGGGCAGAGAUACCAGAGGCGGACUCGGUUUGCGCCCGACGCUUGCAGGCAUUCGGCACCCCGCAGCAGCACGCAUGACAUGCACAUACCUGUCGUACAAACUCAUCGUAUAGGAUACCGGGAUAUUGAGGAGUGUGUACAUGCAUGAAGGAGCGAGGAAGCUGCUAUGUUGUGGGGUGCCAGAGGGGUGGUGGCGAAGCUAUAUCGGAGACUGCGCCGGGAAGAUGUUUUGGUUCCGUCGAGAGGGAGGCGGGUGAGGUUGAAGAGCGCACCCUGUGGCUGGGAUAUAGAGCUCACAAGUGCCUUUGGCCUGGGGUUUCAUAUUGCAUGCGUGAUACCGAUGGCUGCUGCAAGAGAAGGGUGCGAAGAGUGGGAAAUUCAAACGAAGCCGUUGAC